AUGAUCAGCCAGGAUGUCGCGAAUGUUUACGAUAUCGAGGCAGCAGCCGUCCAGGCUAUUGCCUCCUUGUCAGUGUCACAUCAGCAGGUCUACAACGAACAAGUGGACGACUUGCUGAACUCUGAACACCAGAGCGGUAUCGGACACAACCUGAAUGUUCGGGACGGCGGCAUCGUCAAUGGGUUGACGUGGAUUCGAUGCUCGAAGCCCGACGAGAUGCUCGAAGCUUUCACACGAGCUCGAGCCAACGUCGUCUAUGCUGAGACCAAGAUGAACAAGGCUUCCAGCCGGAGCCAUGCGAUCUUCCAGCUUCGCAUCAGCCACUCGGUCUUGUGA
Molecule: messenger RNA, 336 nt
Organism: Symbiodinium sp. CCMP2456
Lineage: Eukaryota; Dinophyceae; Suessiales; Symbiodiniaceae
Source: the annotation of a GenBank genome assembly